AUGCAGCUCACGACGUCAACGUUGGCUUCGGCGGCUUUGUUCCUCAGCUGCAGUGUUGCGGCACAAGGCGAUGCUCAGACACCUCUCGUCGGCCCCGCCCGGGAUGCCAUAUCGCCGUCUUCACGGCCAAACAUUGUCUUCGUCUUGACCGAUGAUCAGGACCUGCACAUGAACUCUUUGGAGUACAUCCCGCUGAUUCAGAAACGGCUUAUUGAAGAAGGCACACUGUACAAGAAACAUUUCUGCACGACGGCAGUUUGCUGCCCGUCGCGUGCGAGUUUGUGGACUGGCAAAUUGGCUCAUAACACCAACGUCACUGACCUCAACCCACCAUAUGACAUGGCUUAUGAGCAUACACUAAUUGGUUUUGCAGGUGGUUUCCCCAUUUUUGUGAAAAAUGGCCACAAUGAGAACUAUCUCCCCAUUUGGCUACAAAAGGCCGGAUACAGCACCUAUUACACGGGUAAAAUGUUCAAUGCCCAUACUGUUUGGAACUAUGACAGCCCGCACUUGAAGGGCUGGAACUCCUCUGAUUUCCUCCUGGACCCUAACACCUAUGACUACUACAACGCCACCUUCCAGCGUGACCAUGAGAAGCCGGUCAACCAUCUCGGCGAGUACUCGACGGAUCUAGUCGCCGAGAAGGCCUACGGGUUCCUGGAUGAAGCUGUGGAUGCCGGCAAGCCCUUCUUCCUUGGCAUUGCUCCCAUCGCACCUCACAGCAAUGUCAACUCCAGUAUCCUUCUCCCAGUCAAGGGCCCAGACGACGAUGUGCCCGUCUCUGAUGACAAGUUCAGGGUCAGCAUCCCGUUAGCUGCUAAGAGGCAUGAGCACCUCUUUGAGGAUGCCAAGGUUCCGAGAACAGAAAACUUUAACCCUGACAAGCCUUCGGGCGCCGACUGGGUUCGUCGCCAGCCCAAGCUCACGGAUGAGAACGUGGCAUACAACGAUAAGCACUAUCAAGGACGUCUACGUGCCCUACAAGCAGUUGAUGAGCUUGUCGACGGUCUCGUGGAGAGAUUGGAAAAGCAUGGCAUCCUGGACAACACCUACAUCUUCUACACGACGGACAACGGCUACCACAUUAGUCAGCACCGGCUGCAGCCCGGCAAGGAGUGUGGAUACGAGGAAGAUAUCAACAUUCCACUCAUCGUUCGUGGACCUGGUGUUCCCAAGGGAGGCGUGACUGAAGCCGUAACGGCCCACGUUGACCUCGUUCCCACCAUCCUGUCGCUCGCGGGUGCCCCGUUGAGAGCCGACUUUGAUGGAGCCCCGAUCCCGCUCUCGACAAAGGACCUGACGGAGUCCCCCCUGACUCGCGAGCACGUUAAUGUUGAGUACUGGGGCUGGGCAAUCACUGAGAGCAAGUUCGGCUUCAAUGGCGAUGACACGAAGCGCAUCUUUAACAACACGUACAAGGCGCUGAGGGUUGUUGGGGAGGGCUACAACCUCUACUACUCUGUUUGGUGCACUAACGAGCAUGAGCUGUAUGAUAUGACUACGGACCCCGGCCAGCUUCAUAACCUCUUGCACGCCGACGAGGCCGUCCAUGCUGCAGGCGCAACCAUUCUCGGCUAUCCUCUCAAGAAGGUCCUACCCAGACUCGACUCCCUACUCUUCGUUCUCAAGUCUUGCAAGGGCACGACAUGCUCGCAGCCAUGGAAGGCCCUACACCCUACAGGAAACGUCGGUAGUCUACUCGAAGCCCUCGCACCGCGCUUUGACGACUACUACAUCCAGCAGACGCGUGUGCAGUUCGAUCAAUGCGAGCUGGGUCACAUUGUCGAGGCCGAAGGGCCGCAGUUUGAGCAUGAUGGAGCUGAAGCUGUUCUGAGGCAUCGCCGCAUAAUGAAAGCUGAAUGGAUUACCUACCGCUUCCCGAUUAUCUGCCCGUCGUACAAGAGUAGUGGGGUUCUACAGCAUCAAAAGGCGGUGAAAAUUCCCUCAGCCAAGGUCUGCAAGUGA
Messenger RNA from Colletotrichum lupini, 1965 nucleotides. RefSeq names its product sulfatase. The transcript has 5 exons. Gene Ontology annotation, biological process: phenol-containing compound metabolic process. The record is from RefSeq and is a predicted model, not a curated record. Lineage: Eukaryota; Fungi; Ascomycota; Sordariomycetes; Glomerellales; Glomerellaceae. Gene Ontology annotation, molecular function: glycosaminoglycan binding; arylsulfatase activity; N-acetylglucosamine-6-sulfatase activity. Bases 1 to 1965 code for a protein of 654 amino acids.